UACUAAGUCGGCAGCUAACUUUUAGAAUAGGAUGCUUGAUUUUCUAAAUGCGUUGUUUUCGAGAACAUUUCCUACUUACUCCUAGUAUUAACACAGGAAAUGUAGGCGGGAGGGUGGGGUUUAGAUUUUACCAAAUAACCUUAAAACUUUGUUUCACACAUUGAUACAUGUUAAUCUAUCCGUUGCCUGAACGCUUGAUCAUUAACAAUACACUGUUAUUUGAGCUUCAAGCAUUGCCGAACGCAAGGCAAGUCCAUUGCAUUAGUCUGACCGCCGUGUUAAAUCUCUGGGGGCCGGGAAAUACCGCCUUGUUACCUAGGUGAGGUUAGUUUGGUGGAUAAGGCCUAGAAAGUUGGAAACCUCAUCUUGGACUCGCUUGCUCAGCCGUGAGAAUGCAGUCAACCGAAGCUGCCUUCCCCGCAACUUGAAGUUACACUCAACGCACACCGACCACAGCUCCGCUAGCCACUUGGAGUCGUAAAGGCAUUUGCUCACGUCAUGAAUCACUUGGGUAACGACGUCCAUUCGCUGCCGCUGUAGCCCCCAGGCUGCUAAGCGUGGUUGCGCCGGUUGAUUCCAGAUCCUGGUUGCAUGCGCCGUCGCUUGAUGGUGCCGCGAGACGCGCACACUUCAACUGGAUGAUCUGUUGCCAAGGAUCGUCACCACAGGGGUAGUCCUCGGCAAGUCGGGGCCGUGGGACGGGCAUAAAUACGAUGGGCCGGUCCGCGAGCAGCCAUGGAGAAAGGCACUUACAAGCCGUCUCCCUCGGGCAGCCCCCUACUGGAAACAAUGAAGACACAGGCUGGAGUAUGACUAAACUCACUACUCUUGCAGCACUGACAGUGCUCUCUGUCGGUGUGGCCAUUGGCACUUACAACGACCUGCCCGAGCGGAGGCACGAGAUACUGGCUCAAGCUCAGUUUAUCGACCAGAAAGCUUUCAAUGUUCUGCCUUCCGUCCCACCUCCGAGUGAGUUUAACUUAACAAGCGUUUUUGUUCCUCCUGGCUACGACCUUGCUGCUCUCAAGGAAAAGCCCUUCCAUGUCUACGAUGACGAAUUUUAUGAUGUGAUUGGGCCGAACCCAACCUUGACGCUCAUUGCGCGGAGCGAUGUAAAUCCUAUCUUCCAUGAAGCUGUGGUAUGGUAUCCCCCAACCAACGAAGUGUUCUUCGUGCAGAGUGCAGGUAACCCGGCAACUGGCACAGGUCUGAAUAAAUCGGCCAUUAUCCAAAAGAUUAGCCUUGACGAAGCCGAAGCCGUUUCUACAAAGCGAAAUGCGACGGGUGAGGUCAAGGUGCACGUUGUUGACUCCAACCCUACGGUGCUGAACCCCAAUGGAGCGAUAAGAUAUAAGGAUACCAUUCUCUUCGCAGCCGAGGGUAUGGGUGCGGAGAAAACAUCGGACCUUAUAAUGAUGAAUCCUAGAGAACCAUACAACACCACAGUCCUUCUGAAUAACUACUACGGCCGCCAGUUCAACUCUCUAAACGACAUGGCCAUUAACCCGAAGAACAAUGAGUUAUACUUCACAGACCCCGUCUACGGGUUGCUCCAAGACUUCAGGCCAGCGGAAGCACUCCCACACCAGGUUUACCGGUACAACGACAAGACUGGUGCUGUCACAGUUGUUGCUGAUGGAUUCCGCCAACCGAACGGAAUCGUAUUCUCUCCUCGUGGUUCGCAUGCAUACGUCGCCGACACCGGGGCCCAACAAGUCUUUUGGGGCAUCAAUGCAACUUAUCCAGCAACCAUUUAUCGGUUUGAUGUCGCAAAUGACGGCACUUGGUCAAAUCGGAAGACCUUCGCACAUGCCCACACCGGAAUCCCAGAUGGCAUUCACAUUGACACGAAAGGCCGUCUGUAUGCUGGCGUUGGUGAUGGUGUUCACGUCUACAAUACCGCUGGAACCUUGAUCGGCAAGAUAUUCCUGGGCCAAACAUCGGCCAACUUCAACUUCGCCGGGGAUGAUGGCAUGGUCAUCUGUGCCGAGACGGAGCUGUUCUACGCAAAAAUGGCAGUGACUAGCGGUGCACCCACUGGCUCUGUCUAA
Messenger RNA from Xylaria bambusicola, 2051 nucleotides. Its product is annotated as D-lactonohydrolase. Lineage: Eukaryota; Fungi; Ascomycota; Sordariomycetes; Xylariales; Xylariaceae. The transcript has 8 exons. The record is from RefSeq and is a predicted model, not a curated record. The coding region runs from base 714 to 2051 and encodes 445 amino acids.